Molecule: messenger RNA, 3081 nt
Organism: Fusarium falciforme
Lineage: Eukaryota; Fungi; Ascomycota; Sordariomycetes; Hypocreales; Nectriaceae
Exons: 6
Coding region: 1-3081 (1026 amino acids)
Biological process (GO): DNA-templated transcription
Molecular function (GO): FAD binding; DNA binding; monooxygenase activity
Source: RefSeq, a predicted model, not a curated record
AUGGCACCCUCGGGGCACUCGGCCUUCGACUAUUCGGAUGUUCUUGGCCGAUUACAGAGAUUAGAAGAAACUGUUUUCCCCACGCCAGGAAAUAUGCAUGGGGGCGAUUCUGCGAGUCACACUGUACCAAACUACACCUCUUUAAGCUCUCACAAUGCAAACACCGUACCAACCAGUUUCUUAUCCCGCUCAGAGCACAUUGCACAACUAGUGGCGCAACUCCCUCCCCUCGACCAAGCAAGGAAGCUAUUCGACCAUUUCGCCUCAACUCUUCAACCAAGUUUAGGCAUCCUGCACAUCCCCUCAGCCCGGCACAUAUUAGAAGGCACGUAUCGCAUCAUACAUAGACGCCAAGGAGAGAACAAGAUUGAAGACUUGCUCUUGCUAUUUACCAUCUUUGCCGGAGCAACACUAUCCUGGACCAUGCAGCUUCUCCAAGAGUUGAACGCAACCAAGCACAAUGCCAAGUAUGCCUUUGAGACGUACACCCACCUGGCCACGACGAUACUGGAUGAUACAAGUCAGCCUGUGACACCAUCGACAACAGCACUAGCAGCAACAGCAACUCUUGCACAUAUUGUCAUCAACUCGGAUGAACCAUUCCCUGCCAAAGCACUGGCCCUUCGUCUUCGUUGUCAUCUGAUGGCAAAAUCCAUGCUUCUGCAUCGUCUAGACACACCUUCAAGUACUAGGGAGCGCAUACUUGAAGGUGCCAAUGCGAUAGAGGUCGAAAUUCAGCGUCGAGUAUGGUGGAGUAUGGUUGCUUCGGACUGGUUGAGUGCCUUCUCAGGAAGUCCUCAAGAAGGGGUCUACGCAUUUAUUCCAAGGCAAAUGCGAGUCAAUUACCCGAGCAACGUCGAUGACGAAAUGAUGAAGCCGUUUGAUCCAAUCCCCAACUUUCCUUUGUCGACGCCAACUGGAAUGACCUGCUUUCUUCACCGCAUUAAACUAGCUGACCUCUGCCGAGAGAUUGUCGACACCAUACCACCCAUGAUGGACGAAUUCUUAGAGGCCGACUAUGAAGUGAUUCUGGGGUUGGAUAAAAAGCUCAAUGAUUUACUCACAAAUCUCCCCAUCUUCUUUCGACUGGACCCUGAAAGCAUUCGACAGAGCCAGGACAUCUGCAGAGAGCGCCCUUAUAUCACCUGGCAAAGAAUCGUUCUCCAUUUCGGCCUGCAUGCUCGUAUUUGCCGACUUCACCGGUCCUACCACCUUGAAGGCUGGUGGAACCCCAAGUAUGCCUACUCACGCUCCGCAAGUGUACACUCGGCCCAUCAAGUGUUGGAACUUCGACGCAUGAUGGAUGGUCCAACCGCUUCGGGUGGCUUCAGGGCCGAGAGGUUUUGGGUUAUUCUGCAACAUGUCACCAUGGCUGCUGUCACUCUAGGGACAGAUCUAUCCUUCAACCCAGACGCGCCAGAUGCCCAGGCACGGAAGGAAAAGAUCUUGGCGAUAUACAAGACAUUGGAAGGGUCUGAGAAGGACACACAUGGACUGAUGAAAGGAAUCAAGAAGAAGAUGCAGUUGAUCAUGGCCACUCUCCAGCCUCAACAACGACAAACCGAAAGCUUGGCAGUAGAAACCCCUUCGUCGUCGAUGAUACCUGAGUCACGAAACGUGGAACCGGGGGUUGCUCCUGUUUAUCCGUUUGGAAAUGCAGCAACGGGCCAUGCUGAGUCACCUGGAGAAGAGCAGUUGCACCAACUUUGGUCGGACUUCCUGGCUGCGGUGCCUGAUUUGCAGGACUUUGAAUGGACGUCUCUUCUGAACGAUUUGGACAUGGACUUGGAUAAUGAAUUGUACACCAAAGUUGAAGCCAUGUUGCAAAAAACAAAGGCCAUCAUCAUCGGAGCUGGACCUGCUGGUCUGGCAACCGCUCUUCGCCUACAUCAAAAGACAAACAUCUUCUGUACCGUCUACGAGAUUCGACCAGAGCCGACGACUCUAGGUGGCGCCAUUGGAAUCCCACCCAACGGCCUCCGCCUACUGGACCGUUUGGGUGUAUCCGAUGAACUCCACAAAUAUGGCAGCAGCCACUCCAACUUCUCAAUGCACUCCAUCAGUGGCAGUUUACUUGGACAGCAAGAUUUAAUCGGUCCUGCUCGAGAAAUUACUGGAUUUGGCUAUCUGCGCAUCAAGCGGACGGAUCUGCAGAAGGUUAUGACUGACGCUGUCGACAAGGCCAAGAUUCCUAUCCAUUACGACAAACGAAUCACCUCCAUUAAGGAUACAUUAGAUGGUGUUGAAGUUACUUUCUCAGACGGAACUGUUGAUACUGGGGACCUACUACUUGGGUGUGAUGGUAUUCAUUCCGCUGUACGAAAACUCCACGUGGAUCCGGAACAAGCACCCGAGUACACUGGGAUGGCGGGUCUAGGAGCCCUUGUGCCAGCGUCUAACCUCUCCGAGGCGGCAAGAUCGAUCAGAGGGAUGAACAUUACUUUCACUGAAGAAGGUAUGCUGCUUGCCAUGACGUGCACAGCCUCGGAUGACGAGUUUUUCUGGGCUUUUUCCAAGGAGGUUCCCCUGCCUGACUCGGGCGAUGCGAGAGACGGAUGGGAAGUCCGACGGAAGGAAGAAGUAGAUGGCUUCAAAUCAUCUCUUCUAGACACCUUGAAGAACGCGGGAGGAGAAUGGGGAGAUGUCAUGAGGCAGCUUGUCGACAACACAUCCGUCGUCAAGUUCUAUCCCACCUACAAGCUACCUCUUGACAGGCCAUGGAACAAGGGGCGCUGUCUACUCCUUGGAGAUGCCGCGCACGCAAUGCCUCCUCAUGCUGGCCAGGGUGUGUCCAUGGCACUUGAAGAUGUCUUUCUUCUUGGUCGACUGCUCGAAAAUCAGCCUCAGUCGCUACCAGACAUUCUCGAGAAGUUCAGUGAGAUUCGGAGACCCAGAGUGAAUGAAAUGGCCAGCAGGUCUGUUCAGAAUGGAACCAUCAGAAGGAAGACAGGACCUUGGGGUUUGUGGAUGAAGGAGAUGGGCUUGUGGAUGUACAUGCGUGGCUUCUGGGCUUUUGGCAUGAAUCGAUGGGGUUCGGCCACGGAACAGAUGGUGUAUGACAUCGACGAGGUGCCUAUCUAA